AGGUGUCUUUGUGUAAGAAUCAAGACAACUAUUUUUCUUGUCCUUGAAUUAAUUUCAACAUUUCGUAUUGAAAUUGAAUUUCUGUGUGACAAAUUUACACGAUUUACAAGAAACUAGUAGCUUCUCUUAUAGCAUAUAGUUACACCAAGAAUCCAUUUUUUGUGUUUUUGGUAUUUAAUCAUUAACAAAAUUCAAACUCUUUUGUUAGUCCACCUUAGAUCAUGCAUCCAACGAACAGACUCCUUUUUUGUUAUCAAGCGGUUAGGAAUUUUUUGGAUAUCCUCAACAACAUAUAGCAAGACAGAUUUUUUUAUUAUUAUUUGACAGUGGAAAAGUUGAAGGGGGUAAAACAUCCAUCAUUUUAUGUACAGCUGAUUACAUGGUACUACAACCCUAUUAUUUGGUUUGGGAGAUCCCACCAACCAGACUGGUAGUAGUUACAUCCUCUCUUGACUAAACACUUUCACAACUUUUUACUCAAAAAAGCACAGCCAUUGUUUGAAUUUAUGUACUUAUAUAACACAUGCUCAAAAGGCUUUCUUGACAAUCUCUGUGUCUCUCUGAAACCAUUCAACAAAAUCAGAUUUAGCAAGAAAAUGGCUGCUUUUCUUCACUCAAAAGGGCUCAUUCUGCGACUGAUCGUCAUCUUGGCUCUUAGUAUAAUAGCCUUGCACGCAAGUGAGCCGCCUCUAACCUUAGAUUACUACAAAUCAACGUGCCCCUCCAUGCUUGAAGUAGUCCGGAAAGAAAUGGAAUGCGUGGUGCUCUCUGAUCCGCGCAAUGCAGCCUUGAUCCUACGAUUGCAUUUCCACGACUGCUUCGUUCAGGGGUGUGAUGCAUCAGUGCUGCUGGAUGACACAAUCACACUUCAGGGUGAGAAGAGGGCAUCCAACAACAUACAUGCCUUGAAGGGGUUCAGAAUCAUUGACAGAAUCAAGAACAGGCUCGAGUCCGACUGCCCUGACACGGUCUCCUGUGCUGACAUCCUCACCAUUGCUGCUAGGGAUGCAGUCAUCUUGGUUGGUGGACCUUACUGGCCUGUUCCACUAGGCAGGAAGGACUCAAAAACUGCAGGCUAUGCUCUCAGUGAUGCUAACCUUCCCACCGCAGACGACGGCCUUCUCUCCAUUAUCUCAAAGUUCAUCUAUCAAGGCCUCUCUGUCACUGACAUGGUUGCUCUUUCUGGGGCUCAUACAAUCGGCAUGGCGCGUUGCGUGAACUUCAGGGACAGAAUCUAUGGAGACUUCUCUACAACUGCAGGAACAAAUCCAGCCUCAAAGAGCUAUCUGAGCAAACUGAAAUCAGUGUGCUCACCUAUCAAGGGAUCAUCGGACCAGAACGAAUCAGCCAUAGACUACGUCACGCCCAAUCUGUUCGACAACUCCUACUACCAGAUGCUGCUUAGGGGAGAAGGGCUGAUCAAUUCGGAUCAAGAACUUUACUCUAGUGUUCUAGCAGUUGAGACCAAGAAACUUGUCCAAAAAUAUGCUGAAAAUGCAGUUGCCUUCUUCGAACAAUUCGCCGAAUCUAUGGUGAAAAUGGGGAAUAUAACGAAUGCAGACACUUAUACUAAUGGAGAAGUGAGGAGGAACUGCAGAUUUGUCAACACUUGAAGCCUUUCUGCAACAAUGAAAUCAAGAAUGAAGUUGAUGCCUUUACUUAUUUCAUUAUUUUUGUAUUCACCACAAACAUUUCUUGUAUAAGUAUACCACUUGGGUUUAAAUCAAAAAUUCAACUUUUUCUUAGAGUUUA
Molecule: messenger RNA, 1752 nt
Organism: Salvia splendens (bonfire salvia)
Lineage: Eukaryota; Viridiplantae; Streptophyta; Magnoliopsida; Lamiales; Lamiaceae
Product: peroxidase 11-like
Exons: 4
Coding region: 507-1613 (368 amino acids)
Biological process (GO): hydrogen peroxide catabolic process; response to oxidative stress
Molecular function (GO): heme binding; peroxidase activity
Source: RefSeq, a predicted model, not a curated record